Messenger RNA from Cantharellus anzutake, 674 nucleotides. RefSeq lists its product as uncharacterized. The record is from RefSeq and is a predicted model, not a curated record. The coding region runs from base 102 to 539 and encodes 145 amino acids. Lineage: Eukaryota; Fungi; Basidiomycota; Agaricomycetes; Cantharellales; Hydnaceae. The transcript is spliced from 2 exons.
ACAAAACCGGAUUUCUACUCUGCCUCACGCUAGGUAAAUGUCUACCAAGAAGGUCACACAAGCCCUUGCGAAACUCGAAAAGAUAUCAAAGUCUAGUGUUCAUGAUGCUACAAAUAUUCGCCUGCUUUUCGACACUGUCAAGACUUUGGUAUUGUUGUCAUCAUACGCGGUCUGAGAACGCGCUCUCAGACGCGUUUUUCUUGAUACAGAUCUCUGGAAAAGGCAUCAGGUUGUCAGAAGAGCUCGAGGACAGCCUCGUAGAUGCAUUUAAGAACCACAUUGCACCUUUCUAUGAACUAGCGCCUGCAGAAGCUCUGAGUGUGGCUGCAGCCUCAGCGAACUAUAUCUUUGAGCGUAAAGUGCGCGACAAGCUACCGAAAAGAAUGAGGGAAGGUCACAAUUUACUUGAUACUGAGAUCGUUCGAUGGCAACAAAUCAUUGAUCGAGGGAUACUCUCUGGCAUACUUGUAGGCGCUUCCCGUCCCUUCCCAGUACUUCGCUCACAAUCACCAGGAUUAUGUCGAGUCGUCGUCAGCUGACAGGGACGCCGUUGGAAUCUGUACUUACCCUGCGUUCUUGAACAUCCUCAAGUCUGCGGUAUGGACAUCAUUAGACUAUGCCUUGAAGAAUCAGGCAAAGGACAGUUUCAGGCUUUGCGAUUUAGCACUAACUUG